GACGUUUCUUUUUCUGACGACGGGCGGGAUAUCCGCAGUAGUAAACUAGCUAAUAACAUGGCGAAGACUUACGAUUACUUGUUUAAACUACUUUUAAUCGGCGAUUCAGGCGUCGGAAAGACCUGUGUACUAUUCAGAUUUUCAGAAGAUGCCUUCAACUCUACGUUUAUCUCUACUAUAGGUAUUGAUUUCAAGAUCAGAACAAUAGAAUUAGAUGGCAAGAAGAUCAAGCUACAGAUAUGGGAUACAGCAGGACAAGAGCGGUUCAGGACCAUCACGACAGCCUACUACAGAGGAGCCAUGGGCAUCAUGUUAGUGUAUGACAUAACCAAUGAGAAGUCCUUUGAAAACAUCAAGAACUGGAUACGGAAUAUCGAAGAGCAUGCUUCAGCCGAUGUGGAGAGGAUGGUCCUUGGGAACAAAUGCGACGUCAACGACAAGCGACAGGUGUCCAAAGACCGAGGGGAGAAGCUGGCGCUCGAGUACGGUAUCAAGUUCAUGGAGACGAGCGCAAAGGCAAACAUCAACGUGGAGAAUGUGAGCUCAAGCUUUUUCUGCGGUUAUUCAUUCACAGCUGGGAGUAUCUUAACUAAGAGAUGAGUUAUGAUACUUUGGUCCUCGUUGUCUGUGUG
Notothenia coriiceps (black rockcod) is the source of this 632-nucleotide messenger RNA. Its product is annotated as ras-related protein Rab-8A-like. Gene Ontology annotation, molecular function: GTP binding; GTPase activity. The record is from RefSeq and is a predicted model, not a curated record. The coding region runs from base 58 to 600 and encodes 180 amino acids. The transcript has 6 exons. NCBI's taxonomy places the organism in Eukaryota, Metazoa, Chordata, Actinopteri, Perciformes, Nototheniidae.